AUGAAUCCGAUUUGCAAGGACAAUAUCAACAGCCCGGAGUGCCAGCAGUGGAUCAGCGAGGUGUACGCCCACUGCAAUCGCCUGCUGGCGGACGGUCAGCUGGAGUUCUGGGACGAAUGGUGGCUCAGUGAGCAGCCGGUGGCAGUCUACCAGGUGCCGCACCCAAUGUCCGCCUCCGAGUGCCAUACGCUGAAGCAGCUGAUCGAGCGCGAGAUCGCCGCAGCCGCCAGCCUGAAGCCGGAGCUGCGCUUCGACCUGGAGAACAUGGACUCCAGCUGGCGCUUGGUCGUCGUCAUAUUCGUCUUGUGCGCUGCGCUGGGCAUCAUUGGCGCCAUGGUCUGGCUGCUGAACAGCACGCUGAGUCGCAUUGCGCGGCCCGAUUGCGGGGACUGCGAGUAUCAAGGGGCUGGCUUCAGGGCGAGCAGGCAGACGCCCCGAUCUUUCAUCUCGUUUGGCAACCCCUGCCAUCCGAAGACCCGCUUUGGGCCCUAUCGGCACAACAGACUCGUUGUGCCACGUGGCGCCUGCAGGGCCACCAGGCGAUAA
Drosophila navojoa is the source of this 546-nucleotide messenger RNA. RefSeq lists its product as uncharacterized. The record is from RefSeq and is a predicted model, not a curated record. Lineage: Eukaryota; Metazoa; Arthropoda; Insecta; Diptera; Drosophilidae.